Habropoda laboriosa is the source of this 1959-nucleotide messenger RNA. RefSeq names its product cell division cycle protein 16 homolog (gene Cdc16). NCBI's taxonomy places the organism in Eukaryota, Metazoa, Arthropoda, Insecta, Hymenoptera, Apidae. Gene Ontology annotation, molecular function: protein binding. Gene Ontology annotation, biological process: cell division. The coding region runs from base 1 to 1959 and encodes 652 amino acids. The record is from RefSeq and is a predicted model, not a curated record. The transcript is spliced from 11 exons.
AUGGCGCGUCAAAGUAUUAAUGUGGAUUGUGAGAAAAUGCAUAAUUUGUUAGACAAUAAAAAUAUUGACUUAGAUAAUUGUCGGAAAUUAAUUAAAUCGUACAUUGAUUUGCAUCUAUACAGUGCUGCUUUAUUUUGGGCAGAUAAAGUUGUUUCAUUAAGUAAUGAUGAUCCUAAAGAUGUAUGUACCCUAGCUCAUUGUAUGUAUCUAAUGAAACAAUAUCACAGAGCUGCCCACCUUAUUAGAAGUCGUGGAUUGGAGAAGACAAAUGUAAUGUGCCACUAUUUAACAGUAAGAAGUCUUUUAGAAGCAAAAGAAUAUAGUGAAGCACUUCAGGUCAUUAAUGAAUCAGAAAUAUGUACAAAUGUAACCCAAUCAGGUUUUGGAGAUCGUACAGAUAUAUUGGAAGAUGCUCCAAAAAAUGUACAAAGUUCAAUAUUGUAUGUGAAAGGACGGGUAUAUGAAGCUAUGGAUCACAGAGUAGUAGCAACUGAUUGUUAUAAACAAGCUUUGCAUUGUGAUGUGUAUUCAUAUCAGGCAUUUGAAGCAUUAGUUCAGAAUCAAAUGCUUUCAGCUGCUGAAGAAAGAGAACUUUUGGAGUCUCUUCCAUUUAGUGAACAAUGUACAGAAGGUGAAGCAGAACUUUUACGGUUAUUAUAUGAAAGUAAACUAAAGAAAUAUCAGGAACCAAAUAAAAAACAAGCACUUGCAACCUGUAGUGUGAUGGGAGUUCUUGUCACAGAUAGGCUACUAGGUAACUUGGAUAUGGAAGUUGCAGAAGCAGAGAGACUAUAUUACAAUUGUGAUUAUCACAAAUGCUUCUCACUCACAGAAAGAAUAUUAAAAAAAGAUCCAUAUCAUAAUUCGUGUUUACCAGUACAUAUUGCCUGUUUAGUGGAACUAAAAAAGACUAAUGCUUUAUUUUAUUUGGCACAUAAGCUAGUUGACUUAUAUCCUGACAUGGCCUUAGCUUGGUUUGCAGUUGGAUGUUAUUAUUAUAGUAUAGGAAAAAGCGAUCCAGCACGAAGAUAUUUAGCAAAAGCUACAGCAUUAGACAGAUUAUUUGGUCCUGCUUGGUUAGCUUAUGGUCAUUCCUUUGCAGUAGAAAAUGAACACGAUCAGGCAACAGCUGCUUAUUUUAAAGCUACUCAGUUAAUGAAAGGUUGUCACCUGCCACUUUUGUAUAUUGGACUUGAAUGUGGCUUAACAAAUAAUCAUAAAUUGGCUGACAAGUUUUUCCAACAGGCUCAAGCAAUAGCUCCAAACGACCCAUUUGUUAUACACGAAAUGGGAGUUGUAUCGUUUUAUAAUUUAGAUUACAAAACUGCUGAACGGCAGUUUAAAGAAGCUAUGAAAAGAAUUCAAGAUGGCCUAAAAGAUGUUACUCUAUCUAGUAAAUGGGAGGCACUUCUGAAUAACUUGGGUCAUACCUGUAGGAAAAUGAAAAAAUAUGAAGAGGCUUUAGAAUAUCAUCAACAGGCAUUGGUAUUAAAUCCGUUAAAUCCUUCAACGUAUUCGGCAGUGGGUUUCAUUCAUGCAUUGAUGGGAAAUACACAGGAAGCUGUUGAUGCUUUUCACAGAGCACUUGGUCUUAGAAGAGACGACACCUUUACGACAACUAUGUUGACUUAUGUUAUGGAACAACUUAUAGAAGAAUCACCCCCAUAUCCUGAUGCACCUAUCGAUAUUCCAAAAUAUAAGUUUCCUGAAGUUAGACAUCAAGAGACAGACAGCACAGAAACAUUAGAGAAUGCAAACAAUAUAGCUGGCUCGGGAAGCCAAGAUAUUGAUAAAUUAAGAGUAAAUUUAUUUUCUGGAUGGGGAGAAGAUUCUAGUAAAGUUGAAGACAAUAGUUCUGAUAAAGUGGAACGCAAUCCACGAGAUGUGGUAGUAAAUUAUUCUAGUGAUAUUAGUGCUGAAGUUGAAAUGUUGGAUUCGUCGACUACACAUAUAAAAUAA